AUGGAACGCACAAGAGCCAAAAUCCCCUCAACUAGGGCAAUACUCCCGGGGACCGAAACCCCACUGGUGGAUAUUUCCCCGAAACAUCAGACAAUAAACGUUAAUAAUUACUGAGGAGAGAGGGAGUAUUAGGGAAGGAACGUUAAAAGCUGCUUCGUCAUUAUCAGAACAUAUAAGAAUGUACCUUGUCCUCGCGGUCCGUCUAUCAGAACAACAAGACCACACGAGCUCCCGCAUCUACCACACACGACUCCAUCAAAAUGUACACCCGCACCCAGGUUCUCGCAGCUCUUGCAGCUCUUGGCGCCACCGGCGUGAACGCCGCCAUGGGUCCUGCUUUCAGCACUGGUCCGGUCUCCGACGACUCCUUCAUCCGUGAAGCUACCUCGACUCUUGUCCUCCCCAACGGCCCUAGCGGCGGCUCCUCCGAUGCUAUCACCUCCCUGUGGGUUGGUAUGGGCACCUCCAAUGGUGACCUGAUUCAGUCCAUUGCCGACAACUGGCAGCAGAGCGAUUGGACCAUGUACGCCUACACUCUUAAGGAGACCAGCGCUACUUCCCAGGAGCCCCUCUACGGUGAUGGCCAGGCUGACGGUACUAAGGGCGAUAAGGUCACCAUGCAUUACAAGUUCGAUGACUCGACCGGAAACUACACCCAGACCGUUUUGAUCAACGGCAAAACCGUCUCUACUCUCUCCACCAGCGAUGGCAAGGCUCAGGGUUGGGGUAGCGCUGUCGAGUGUGCCGAGGACAACUGCGGCACUGUCGGUGCUCACUCUUGGACCAACACCACGAUUAUCCUCGAUGUUGCUGACCCCAACUACAUCAACACCCUCGCCAAGGGUAGCGGCGUUACUGGCGACAUGUCCACCAGCGAUGGUGGCAAGACCUGGACUGUUACCACCAUUAACAUUCCUGAGUACUCUUUCUCUUCCUGAACGCACUGCAUAUUACAUCAGAACCUAUCUGGAUAUGGGGAUUGCUAGGGUAGUGCAGUGAUUCUUACCUUCGUCUUUGUAUUAGUAUUAUCCAA
Aspergillus eucalypticola CBS 122712 is the source of this 1033-nucleotide messenger RNA. RefSeq lists its product as uncharacterized. Lineage: Eukaryota; Fungi; Ascomycota; Eurotiomycetes; Eurotiales; Aspergillaceae. The record is from RefSeq and is a predicted model, not a curated record. The transcript has 4 exons. Bases 261 to 938 code for a protein of 225 amino acids.